UAAUUUUAAUCUGCCCACGAAGGACCAGCAAUAUCAUUAACAUGCACUGCAUGUAAUGUUAAAGUAUUCUGGUCUUUUUUAGCGUUACUUUUAUAUAAUUUGUCUGGCGACAUAAGAGAUAAAUCUUUUUCUUUUAUCGUCAUGUUUAUGCAAGUUUCGUUACAUGCUUUUAAUGACGACUUAAUAACGCAAAUUGCAUUAACGGUUGCCGAUGAAAGUUUAUUACGUUUAUUAGUUUUAACAUCAGUUAAAAGAGAAAACAUUCUCUCCGCAUCGGCAUUAGAAUUGGGAAGACAUCGAACAGCAUUUACAACACUUUUUAAAUUUGGAUAUUUAGCUCUAUUAUUAACGUCCUGACAUUGCAAAAUUCUUUUCCACAUUUUGUCAAAUGUUUUUGUUGAAAGACUUUGCUUUUCUUCAUUUGUAAAGUCUGAUGGCAAUGCAAUCCAUUCUUUCUUUAAACCAUCUUCUUCAAAACCACCGAUAGUUUUGGCUACGAAAGAAACAUCUUUAAAUGAUGUUUCUCUAUCUGUAUUAUAUAAAGUUAUAUAUGGUCGGAAAAUAUUUAAUUUUGAUAAAAAUAAAUUAUUAAUGGGUAACCUUUUGCGAAUUUCUUCUGCAGCAGUCACAUAAAACGACACACAAUUCUCUCGAACUGUUGCAACAUCGUUUUCGUGACCUUGCAUAAUUAUUUCGUUUAGAUAUUCAUCGCAAUCGGGUCCAAAAGUAAUUUCAUGUAACACUUUAUGAUUUUCUUUUUCAGAGAAUACUAUAUUCAUAAUGUUCUCUGUGAAAGAUUUCAUAAGUUCAUUUUUCAAAAAAUGUUUGCAAAUUUUAAAAAGAAAUUGAACUGAUUUAGAAUGUAACAUAUGUAUCCGCGUUUCUGUUGCUUGAAAGAAUGCAUUGAAUGCAUUAAAUUCAUUUAAAAUAUAUUUUAAAAAUAAAAAAUACGCUUUUACAUCGACUUUGCGCAUUAUAAUCAAUAAUUCUUCUCCAGAUUUACUUUUUUCACUGACAACUUGCUCAGUUAAGAAAAGUUCAAUUGUAUGCCAAGAUUCCAGAAGUCUAUCUACGCAUUGAUAAUGAGAAAGCCAGCGUGUUUCACACAAUUUUUUUAAUUUUAAAUACCUAUUUUCAAAACUGAGACAAAAUUCACGGAAAAUAGCAGUACGUUUUGGACUGCUGUUAACAUAUUUAGCAAUUCUUUUUAAAAAGUCAUCGCAAACAUCGGGUAUGUUAUUACAUGCAGCACGAGCUGCUAACGCUGCGGAAUGGCAAGGACACGAAAAUGUUAACAAAUUUGGACAUAAUUCUUCCAGUUUUUUUUUAAAUGAUUUUUGUUUCCCAGUCAUGACAGACGCAUUGUCGCAUGACAAGGCAACAAUAUUUCCAAAUGGUAUCUUUAAUCGCCACAUUUCACAUUUAAAUGCGUUAAUUAACUUGUCCGAACUGGAAUCUUUGGCAUCUAUAUCAAUUAAUUUUACUAACUGAAUGCGAAUAUCUAAUAUCUCUAAAUCUACGUAUCUUACAAGAAAAGUCAUCCAUUUGUCAUUUGUAAUGUCAGACGUUUCAUCAAUAUAUACGCAAAAUUUUUGAUUUUGUAUGUUGUUCACAACACGUUCUCUCAUCAUUGGGUAUACUGCAUUUGUGACAACAUUUCUGCACUUUAUACGACCCAUUGUCAUUUUUUUCAAUACAUGUGGAUCAUCAGAUAAAUUUUGGAAAAAUUCUAAAAUGUGUUUUGCAUUAUUAAAAGAAAUAUCGAGACUAGCAAUUAAUGUUGCAUAUCUCAUUUCAGCUUCUUUUUUACGUUCCUCAAAUGGCAAAUCAUUAUUUCGUGUAUAUGAUUCUUUACUACACGUGUUCUUUUCUAAAUUUUUACAUUUAUCUAAAUGAGUUUUGGAUUCUGCGUGUCGUUCAAUAUGCGAUAAUCCACCUGAUAUACUUCCAUAUGUAUCGCAAAUUGAACAUAAAAAUAAACUUUUAUUAUGUGCCACUUCGCGUAACCAACAUUUAUAUUCAUCAAUUUCUAACCAUUGUGGCUGAAAUGUUUUAUAUCUUUGUUGUGAUAUUUCAUCACUGUUUUCUAAUAAUACUUUUUUAAGUUUAUUUUUAUGACCCACAGAAUCCAUAUGUCUCAAAACAUAUGCUGAAUUGCAUGACAAAUUUUUAUUGCAUACAGUGCAAUGGUAGAGAGAAUUGUCGGAUGGAACUUUACGUAUCCAAGAUUUAUAUCGAUCAUCGGAAAGCCAAGCUUCUAAGAAGGUUCGCUUUCUUUUUUUGAUCGAUUUAUUGGACAUUUCCGUAUAAAUUAAAUAAUAAAUAUAUAUAAAUAUUACCAAUGUCACAGAAAGAGAUUAGGAUCCCGUGGUUCGUCACUCCCACAAUAUUUAUUUACUAAAUCCUAUUCUCUUUCGGAAUAUGUGGGUGUGUGUGUUGUGAAUGUGUUGUGUAAAAAUUCGUUUUACCUUUUUGGUCGUAAAUAUUUGCCAACUGAAUACAGAGCUCUAAUCAGCAGCAAGACGUUGCGACCAAAUAGAUAACAAUGAACAUAGCGCAUAGAAAAACAAUUGAAGCAUAUUUCAGAACAGUGAUGCUACAUUUAGGCCGCGUCUCACUAAUCGGUUGGUAAAAAAUCAUGUGGACGCGCGUUUAUCGAUGAUCUGCGUCUCCACUGUCAUUUGUUUAUGUUCCUGCGACAGCGACGGACAGUGAUAUGGCAGAUAAACAGAUCGUAGUCCGUCAAGGACCUUCCGUGCUCCAACGAAGAUUGGAGCAUAUGGAGAGAAGUAUGGAGGCGAUAGAGAACAUGCUGCAAGAGUGGCGGCAACAGCAGCAGCAACCGCAGCAGCAGAUAGACCGCCUUGAACAAGCGGUCAAUCUGCUGCUGCAAGAACGCCAGCAACAGCAGCCGCAGCAGCGUCAGUUGCAGCAACAGGAGCAACCGCAGCAGCAGCAGGAGCAACCGCAACAGCAGCAAUUGCAACAGCAGGAGCAGCUGCAGCAUACUUACGAGCGGCAGCAAAAUAAUAUCCGUAGAAAUGGACCAGGACAUGGGCGUUCCCGCGCCCGUUGGUACCGCCAACGCGGGAUCUUCAGAGGCAGAGGCGGAAGAGGAAGUAGUAGUGGCGGAAGGGGAAAAGGAACCAUUAUUAUUAACAAAUAUUAUAAUAUUUAAAUAAAAAAUUUAAUAAAAUGAA
Molecule: messenger RNA, 3200 nt
Organism: Solenopsis invicta (red fire ant)
Lineage: Eukaryota; Metazoa; Arthropoda; Insecta; Hymenoptera; Formicidae
Product: ataxin-8-like
Exons: 3
Coding region: 2717-3178 (153 amino acids)
Source: RefSeq, a predicted model, not a curated record